GAACUGUCCUCAGGUCACUGGUAUAUUCUUCAAAAUUUGAAACAGAAGACCUCUAGUAGGCACACUGGAGAGACUACAUCUCCCAGAAUUCCUUGAGCAGCAUCUGCUGGAGGACCCUGAAUUAACAGCUAGAAGAUGGAUGGUUGGAUGAUGUGUUUCCUCUGUUACCGUGUGUAUUGCUGCAGUACAGGCUCCCUCCUGCACAUGUCGGGGCUUCAUGAGGAAUUUCAGUCAGAGAGGAAGACAUCCUGAGGGAGACCACUGCAUCUGAUUGGCUGAUGACCAUUUAAAGGCCACCAAUCAGGCACCGACUUUGUGUGACUGCGUGUGUUUCCCUCUCCGUCUCUGAAUGCACUGUGCCAGUCUGCGCAUAUUUUUAUGUUUGCAGCGCUGCAUGCAUGCAUGAGUGUGUGUCUGUGUGUGUAAGUGUGUGCAGGAUGCUACACUCUGAAGCUGUGAAGGAGGGGGAGGGGCGAGGACAGAGAUGCUGAAGAAAUAGAUGAAAAAAGAAAGAGGGAUUUAUAGUGGAGAAGGAGAAGGGAGGACAGUGAGGAGAGGACAGAUGCUGAGGAGAGAGUGAUAGUGAAAGGCACACUAAGAUAGACAGAGAGAGUGAGGAGGAGGAGGAGGAGGGGGAGGAGGAAGAGACUAUCUGCUGGAGGAAGCAGCAGCAUCACCGAUUUUCACAGGAACCAAAGCAGCUAUCCUCUGUUGCCGUGACGAUGGGCUGCUGGCUCUCUGGACCAUGGAUGGGUGAUCAAACGGUGGGUGGGCGCAGUCUAGCACACCUAAGCCAGCGGGAUGCUCUGCGGAUCCUGGCAGCCAGUCAGCGUCCAAUCACCAUGCAGAUCAAGGGUCAGAGGGGGUGUGGCACAGAGGCAGACAGGGGAUCCUGGGAGCCCCUUCCCCUCAACCUGCAGCACCUCAACCUGCCCCUCCCACGGAUGGGGGCGGGGCUUAAUGCAUCCAGCCCCUCCUACCAGGACAGACAUUACUACAACCACCUGUCUCUGCCACAAGAUCACUGUGAAGGUGGACGGUACAGCUACCUGUCCAGCUCUCCACGGGACACUGUGGACAUCGGCCACCAGGAUCCAGAGCUGACUGGUCGUGGACAAAAGGGACAGAACUGCCUGAUGGGAUGUUGCAAUGCAAACUUAGAAGAACCCAACGGUUGCCACAGUCAGACCGAUGAUGAGGAUUUCAUGCUGGAGAAGCCGCUGGGCUUCCUGCCCCUCCACCAUGAGCUGGACAGCGGUCUGGGCUGGACUGACGGUUCCCUCCACCAGGGUGACCUCUCAGGGUUGGAGACUGAGGAGGGAGGCCUGGAGGACUGUCAUUCACAUGGGGCCCUUGCCCCAGGUGGUUGUGGGGGCUUCGGAGGUGGCGGCUCUCCUUCCUCCGAGUCCUUUAUCUCCUCAGAACUCAGUGACUCCGGCUUCUACAGCGUGAGCACUGGGGAGUUCAGGCAUUUUCAGAGGCUGCUGGAGAAACGAAUGCGGCUGUACAACGCCAGGCUGCAACAUCAGGGCGAACCCUGCGAGAGGCGGGAACGGCGUGACAGCUGCCCCAAGAGCCACCGCGAGCUGCUGGAGGCCAUCCCAGAGGCAUUGACCAUGCAGCCUCAGUGUCAGCGGCUGCAGCUCACGAUGGAGGAGGGUGCUGUGCCCGUCAUGGACAUCCCAUCCCGUGGACUUUUCAGGGUUUCAUCAGUCCAGUUCCAUAAAGCUGAUCGUCCCUGUCUGAACCGUCAUAGCUCCAGCAGUGGAGCCCUCUUCAACCCCUCCCAUGCCCAUGCGGCAGUCUCACGAAUGACUGCUCCAGUCCUUUCCACCUGCAGCACUCCCUCUAGCCACCGGAGACCACUAGUACCCAUGCAGCAGCACCACCACCACCAGGGCUCCAGUUCAGUGGGGAUGCUGAGGAGAAGCCGAACGCUGCACCAUCGCCCUGCUCCUCAGGAGUACCGCCGCCGUGCCAGCCACCCGGCUUCUCCCUCAUAUUGUGCAGCAACCUUACACCACUGUGGAGGUGUCACAGCAUGUAACGUCCUGCCACCGGGUCUGCCAGAGGAAAGUGAGCUAGUGACAGGUGUGAUUGCUCCCCAUCCAGCAGGCCUGGCUCGCUCACCCCAACAGCACCCCGCUUCUCUGGGACAUAUGAGGGGUGCCAACACCCAUGAGAGAUGUUACGACAACAACCCUAACAGCCAGAUUGCUCACCACGACUGGUGGCACUCACAAGAAACGCGCUUGAUGCCUGAGCCGAUGGUGACAGAAAGGGACAGAGAGAUCGAGAGAGAACUAGAACAAAAAAGACAAAUGCAAAUGGAGAAACAGCUGGAGAGAGAGAGGGAGGCAAAGAUUCAAGAGGAGAUGGACAGAGAGAGACAGCAGGAGCUGAGCAGGAGCAGAGCCAGAGAGCAGCUGCACCUCCAGAGUUUGGUCCAUCCUCCUCAGGCUGGAGACGUCAACGACACGUGGCCGAAACCAGCCAGCCGUCAGUCACAGAGCGGUGGGGGAGGCAGAGGUCUCUACAGUACCCUGGAGGGCCACACAGGGGCUUGUUCUGCUGCUGGAUGGGAUGCAAAGAAAGGACAGAUGAAUGCAAGUUCAAGCCCUAAUCCCAGUUCUGGUCUGCAACCAAAACUUGAUCUAAACUCAAAACCCAACACAACCUCACGGAUCUCCAGGAACCAGCUCCUCAGAGACCGGGCUUCUCAGCUGGCGGAUGAACGCAGCGGGAUGAGCACAGACGAGGAGACGAGUACUGACAUGCUGAUGGGUCGGUACUGGAGUCGAACGGAGAGGAGGGAACACUUCCUGUUGGCCCGCGAACAAAGGCAGCAGCAGCUGCAGGCCAGAGGAGUGCCUGUACGAGAUGCCAUCAGCAGAGGAGGAGCCGUCGGAGGAGGAGCAGGAGGAGGAGGAGGAGCCUUUGUUGGAGGAGGAGGAGCCUUUGUUGGAGGAGGAGGAGCCUUUGUUGGAGACGGCGGUAUGCUGGACAGCAGAGGAGGUGGAGCUUUUGCAGAAGGGCGCUGCAACACGGUCCUGGAGCUGAGUCAAAGGAAGCUGAGUCGUCUGAGGAACAGGAAGCUGUUGGAUGACUGGACGACAGUAGAGGAGCUGCUGACUCAUGGGACCAGGCUGGACAACCAGGAGGACAUGCUCUGUCCUAGCUCCCUGCUGACGGUCACCACUGUCUAACUGCAUGGACACCACGUAACUGUAACUCUGUGCGUGAGUGAGUGUGUGCGAUGUCAAUCUAACAACACAACAUUUGAGUAAAUCCUUGUUCUGUCUUUUCCAAAGUGAACGAUGUGAAGAUGGAUAUCAACCAGACGUGUUUAGCCUAGCUUAGCACAAAGACUGGAAGCAGGGGGAAACUGCUAGCCUAGUUUUAUCUAACCUUCCAGCAACUACAAUUUAAACAAACUCCAUUUGUUAUUCUUGAAUUAAGGUAUUUUAAAGUAGAGUAAAUCAUAUUUUCAUACUGCACCUGCACCUGCAUAGACAUAGAAGUAAUCAUCAAGCUAACUCAAGCCUAGUACUAGUAAUAGUAAUAGUACUUUAUGCUGUGUAGCUGCUUUAGUUUUCAAGGGUAUGAGUGAUGUAAUUGUUAUGUGCAUACAUCCAUGCAGACCUCUGUGUGGAUGUUUUUAUACCAGCCCAAAAUUUAUGACCGCACAGGCUGCAGGCACCUACACCACAGUGUGUACUGCCUGCUGUCCGCAUCCUCUUUGGAGGACUUUAGCUUCAGGUAGUCACGUAUGAAGGACAAAGCUGAGAUCCAUCUUCUCACAUGACUCGGGGGGAAGGACAGAGAACAUAAGGAUUUACGUAAAUGUCGGACUGUUCCUUUAAUGAAUGUGUGUGCAAGAGGGAACCUCACUGUUAUUGCUGUACAUCACCUCAACUGAUAGCUUUACGUGUGUGUGUGUGUGUGUGUGUGUGUGUGUGUGUGUGUGUGUGUG
Larimichthys crocea (large yellow croaker) is the source of this 3973-nucleotide messenger RNA. RefSeq lists its product as uncharacterized. Lineage: Eukaryota; Metazoa; Chordata; Actinopteri; Sciaenidae. The record is from RefSeq and is a predicted model, not a curated record. The transcript has 6 exons. Bases 723 to 3206 code for a protein of 827 amino acids.